This is a messenger RNA of Ictalurus furcatus (blue catfish), 1547 nucleotides long. RefSeq names its product ADP-ribosylation factor-like 14 (gene arl14). The record is from RefSeq and is a predicted model, not a curated record. The transcript has a single exon. Gene Ontology annotation, cellular component: cytoplasm. Gene Ontology annotation, biological process: vesicle-mediated transport; intracellular protein transport. Gene Ontology annotation, molecular function: GTPase activity; GTP binding. Bases 76 to 666 code for a protein of 196 amino acids. Lineage: Eukaryota; Metazoa; Chordata; Actinopteri; Siluriformes; Ictaluridae.
CCAGUGAGAAGGGAAAAAAGCAACACACUGUGCAAACACAGAACUGCAGCAAGUCCGAGUUCCUGCACAUUGGUAAUGGGCCUAAAGGGAUCGAAGCUCCCCGACGCUCGUAUUCUCCUCCUUGGCCUGGACGGAGCCGGGAAAUCGACGCUCCUCUUCAAACUGAAGUACAACGAGUUGUUCCAGACAGCCCCGACCAUUGGCUUCAACGUGGAGAUGAUGGAAUUGAAGCGGAACAGAAGGAAGAUCACCCUGACCGUGUGGGACGUUGGAGGACAGGAGAAGAUGAGAACGCACUGGAGGAAUUACUACCAAGACACGGCUGGGCUCCUGUUCGUCGUUGACUGUUGGGACCGGAGACGUCUGGACGAGGCAAAGCGAGAACUGGAGCGUGUGCUGAAGAACGAGCACCUCCGAGGACUUCCUGUGGUCUUUCUGGCCAACAAGCAGGAUAAAGAAGGAGCCUUAACGGCAAUCGAGCUCACGGAGACGUUUAACCUGAGGAAGACGUGCAGUGACAGGGACUGGUUCGUUCAGCCGUGUUCAGGAAAGACCGGCGCCGGACUUCCGGAAGGGUUCAGGAGGCUGGCGCACCUGGUGGAAACCACCUCCAACAACAACAUUAAAGAGACGGUGAAGAAUUUCAGGAAGUCGAUAAAGAAGUAGCUAUUUAACCCAAAAUCUCCUGCCGUAGCAACAAGUAUCCCAUUGAUCCAGAUUUAUUAUCAUAAUUUUUUUUUUUUAAUAUUACAUUUAUUUAAAAUAUGCAUAACUUGUCAUGAUCCUGACCAGGAUAAAGUGGUUACCAAGAUAAAUUCAUUAAUAAAUGAAUGAGUACUUCUCUUACAGUAAAUCAUGUUACGUGAACAUUUAGUUUUUGUUUUUUUAAAUUUUAUGCAACUUUUUCAUUUUACUUUUUACUUCACGACCUUGUAGCUACAAUUUCUGUCCUAUAUGGUACAUACUGAAAUGUUUUCCCCAUGUUCUUCCUCAUUCAAUUCCAUGUUAAAAAACAGUUUUAAUAUUGGUCCACUUUGAGUGUAAAUGUUUAAAGGGGGGGUAUUUUGACACAAUGGGUGAAACCCCCCACCUCUUUUAUUCAUUUAUUUUUUAAACCAAUGAAUAUCCAGGUGAAAAAUUCCUCUUUUUUAUGAAUCGAGCAUGUUGAUAACUUGAAUGUAGUUAGUGUAUACUGUAUGUGUUUGCUGAAAAAUUGCAGAUUUCACAACAACAAAAAAAAUUCUCAACUUUUAAAAAAUGUAUUUUUUUAAAAGCUACAAUACAAAAAUAAUUAAGAUGUUUUUUUCUUGCAAGUCAUGUUUAAGAUUAAGAGUCCAAGCCAUUUUAUUUAAUUUUAAUUAAUUAAUAAAGUUACUUUUUAAAAUUGAAAAUAUUGUUUGGGUUAAAAAAAACCCCCAAAUCCCUCCAUUUAAACCAACGUUAUUCUAUUUUUGCAUCACAUUUAUAUAAACAUAUAAUCAUAAAAAAAAUUCUCUCAGUGCUUGGUCCAUGAAGUCUCCACAUUAAGCAAAGAUUAUAAGAGUAUC